CUCUUUCUCUAGUGUACAGGCGCAGUGUGCAGCUUCCCUCUGCACUGAAUGAACUAGAUUUCCCCCGGCCACGUAAGAAGCACAGCGGUACCACGGGAGAGAGGAUGUCCUGCUGAAUCAAAGGGAUUGGCCUGGGAAAGACGGCCGUCCCUUCCUUCCUUCCACAAGCUUUUGCAGCAGCAGACACAGCCGACGAAGCGGCGAGUUUCUUCCACUGGAUAAGUUCAAGCGGAGGAUAGAGAACGGCUAGCACACAAAGAGCGUCAGCAGUCUCUCCGGAUGGGGCUCUCUCCUUAUGACAAUCACCGUGCAUGGAUAUGAUCCCUGGGAAAAAGGCCGUGCACUGAUCCGGUACUCGUUAGCAAAGGAAGCUAACUAGUUAGCUCUGCACCUGCUAAGCAAACCCCCUCCUCCUAACGAAUUUCUGUAGCUAUUAUUAGCUCAGAAACUUAAUUUGUUUGGCUUGUUUAUUCUAUAUAUGCGACUGCAAGCCGUGUCCUGUACAUUGUUUCCGUUUUACGAAACGUGUCUUAGCAAUUCACCGGCGAGAUAAGCUAGCGGAGCGUAGACCUAGCAACCGUUGAUUAAUUUUAAAAGCUAACUUUUGGUAGCCUUUGUUGCAGCUUUUGUCUCGCAUCCACGUUAAUGAAACUGCACUUCGUUGGCCUCAGGCAGGUAUUUAACACGGAUUUCAUUUCAUGAAUGUAUGAUAAAAGGGAACAAAUGAGCAGUAGAAUUUUUUUUGAGUACAUUUUUUGUUUGCCUGUUGACACAAAACCAAAGCACGAUACUAUAAAUUAAUUUUUCCCUUUUUUUCAUAUUAUAUACGUUAGGUAAGCAUAUAUUUUUUUAAGUAUCAAGGUAUUAGUGGUGUUUAAAACAAGGCAGAGGUGGAAAAAAGGGAGAAAACUUCGAUAUUUUUGUGAGAGAUUUCGCACUUAUUCCUCAUGAACAUACAGAGGUCAAAUCCAAUCAACAUUUCACGUUAUGGGAGAUCGCGACACAAAUCGCACGAUUUUGAAGAAUUGUCUUGCUUAAGGACUACAGAGUCGAACCAGAGUUUCAGCCCGAACCUCGGCUCCCCUAGCCCGCCGGAGACCCCGGACUCCUCGCACUGCAUCUCCCGCAUCGGGGACUACCUUUUGUUGGAGCCGCUGGAGGGAGACCACGUUUUCAGAGCCGCCCACCUGCACAGCGGGGACGAGCUCGUAUGUAAGGUUUUUGACAUUGGCCGAUACCAGGAGUCGCUGGCGGCCUACUUCGCCCUGGGCCAGCAUGAGCACAUCAACCAAAUCCUGGAGAUUUUGCUCGGAGAGACGCGAGCUUACGUGUUCUUCGACAGGAGCCACGGAGACAUGCACUCUUUUGUUCGCACCUGCAAGAAGCUGCGGGAAGACGAGGCCGCGCGGCUCUUCUAUCAGAUAGCUUCAGCCGUGGCACAUUGCCAUGACAACGGACUGGUCCUCCGUGACCUCAAACUGAGGAAGUUUGUCUUCAAAAACGAGGACAGAAGCCUUGUUAAACUGGAGAGCCUUGAGGACUCUUAUAUCCUAGCAGGUCUUGAUGAUUCCCUGUCGGACAAACAUGGCUGUCCAGCCUACGUCAGUCCGGAGAUCCUCAACGCCAACGGCAGCUAUUCGGGCAAGGCGGCGGAUGUUUGGAGUCUUGGCGUCAUGCUUUACACCAUCCUGGUUGGGCGCUACCCUUUCCACGACGUAGAGCCAGGAUCUCUGUUCAGCAAAAUCCGCAGGGGCCACUUUAACAUCCCUGAGACGCUGACUCCAAAGGCUAAGUGCUUGAUCCGCUCUAUAUUACGACGGGAGCCGGCGGAGCGCCUGACCUCUAGGGAGAUCCUGGAGCACCCUUGGUUCACUUCCUCUGGAAUGAUGGGCGGGUUUCAGGUGCACAGUAGAGGGGAGAGGGAGCAGGAGCAGAUGGUGCCCGAGGUGAACAUGGAGGAGGAGCUGGAGCUGUUUAGCUGAACUACCAACAAGCACAAAAAGGAUGACACCGCCACGAUCUGCUUGCCACGGUAUCAGCAGAGCCAAAAAAAAAGAAAAAAAAACUGUAGUUUAGAGAUAAAUAGAUGAAUUUGUCACUCAUAGAUAAGGUGUUUCCAUCCUGUUUUCCUUUUUUCCACCACUUCAUGGAAAACCUUGAGCCUGGCAUGACAAAUGGCAUCUAUAGAUUAUCUGGCAAGGCACUCCUCAGUGGGGGAUAUUGCUGCCAGACAUGCAAGUUGCAAAACAAUGUAGCAAUUUUUUUUUUCCUGUGCAUUUUGGUUUAAUGUGGUGCUCAUACGAAGUUGAUGCAUUCACCAUUUUUGACACUAUUAAGGCAUGAAGGGACAUAUGAAGGCGGUAAACCAAGGACAACCAUAUGUAACAGACUGCAGCACCACACUUUUUCUUACAGAUUUUGCUUCUUUUUUUUUUUCGGGUUUCCAUGGCGAUAACGGUAACGCCACAGACCCCAAGUUGGAAAGAGCAACCACAUGUUCUGUUAAGCUGACACAACUGGCUUGGGACCACUAGGAAACAGAACCUCUUCGUCUUUUUAUCAUCAUUACUUUAAAGAAGAAGAAAAAAUGUCCGACCUCAGUUUUGUUAGUUUUAGCGUAUCUCCAUUUUGCAAUACUGACAACUCAGACCGUCACUAAAACUCCUUGGUGGCCUUUUUUCAGUUAUAACUCUCCUUAAGCCUCGAUUAUGCUUUGAUUUUCGCUAUGUCAUCAGCUACCGCUUUUGUUUCUAAGCUAUUCUAAUCUGCUCCUGCUGCUUUAAUAUCUCCUUGAAGCCUUUCAUUCAUUUUCUAUGUAAUCAUCCCAACAUGGCAUCAAGCACUUGGUGUGUUAGGUUAACAAACACUUCCACCUCCUUAAAAUUAGCUUCCUUUUAUUUAAAUUUCAGUUGUACAAGCGAUAACGUAAUGUUUUAUUUAAAUUGUAACAGCUAUAAGAAUAUAUAUAAAUGAAUAAAAAUAUAUAUUUAAAAACUACAUAGCAGGGUAUUUCUUUACUAAGAGAUUCCUUUUCAUGUAUGAUGUAGGCAAUAUUUUGACAGAGGACAGGUGUGAAGAGAAAACUGUCUAAGGUUUUAGAGAAACAAAACGCCAUCUAUGCCAGUAUUCCUGUGCCCCCAACAGGCCAUGCCACCCAGUCUCUCCCUCAUUUCUGUUUGGAAGAUUUAGAAAAUAAUAAAAUAAAAAGAUGUGGGAUAUUCAGUAGUGGUAUUGCUAUUCCAUGUUCACUCCAUGACCUCGUGUUAGUUUUCCUACUACCUGUGUAGGUUCUGUGAAAGGAUCAGAUUGGGUAGCAAUGGACAUGUUUUGUCGUAUCUCAAUGUUACUUGAAUAAAUCUUUCUUUUUUUUUUUACCUAGUCAGUGGCAUGUGCUCCAUGAAUGCUAUAGCCUGCCUAGUGAGGGCAAGGGUGGGUUGGGGAUAGGAGGAUACUUUUUUGGUUUUCUUUUCAAGAAAAGCUAUUAAACAAGGAAAAAUCUUAAUUUACUACCUUUUUGAGUUUCUUUCCAGUUCAAAUACGGCUAUAACUUCCCUUGUUUCUGUAGACUGAGCUACCUUUUAUUUAAGUUGGUGCUGAUAUGGUGCUAAUGUUUAGUUUUUGUUUUGCUCCUUGGCGGGUGGGUGGUGCAUGGUGGGAUAUCUGCCUCAGAUGUUCAGAUUGUAUUGUAACAGAUUCUGGUGUUUUGUCCAAAUUUAUUCAGUAAAUAAAUUGUGAAAUGAA
Messenger RNA from Cyprinodon tularosa, 3741 nucleotides. RefSeq names its product tribbles pseudokinase 2 (gene trib2). The coding region runs from base 948 to 1982 and encodes 344 amino acids. Gene Ontology annotation, biological process: regulation of MAP kinase activity; protein phosphorylation; positive regulation of proteasomal ubiquitin-dependent protein catabolic process. The record is from RefSeq and is a predicted model, not a curated record. Gene Ontology annotation, molecular function: protein kinase activity; mitogen-activated protein kinase kinase binding; ATP binding. Lineage: Eukaryota; Metazoa; Chordata; Actinopteri; Cyprinodontiformes; Cyprinodontidae. Gene Ontology annotation, cellular component: nucleus. The transcript is spliced from 3 exons.